Sorex fumeus (smoky shrew) is the source of this 779-nucleotide messenger RNA. It is a transcript of the gene SYNGR1, whose product is annotated as synaptogyrin 1. Bases 59 to 757 code for a protein of 232 amino acids. NCBI's taxonomy places the organism in Eukaryota, Metazoa, Chordata, Mammalia, Eulipotyphla, Soricidae. The record is from RefSeq and is a predicted model, not a curated record. The transcript is spliced from 4 exons. Gene Ontology annotation, cellular component: synaptic vesicle membrane; neuromuscular junction.
CGCACGCGCAGGGGCCGGGGCGCGCGCCGAGCGGGGGGCGCCGCGCGGGUGCAGCACGAUGGAAGGGGGUGCGUACGGAGCCGGCAAAGCCGGGGGCGCCUUCGACCCCCACGCGCUGCUCCGGCAGCCGCACACCAUCCUGCGCUUCGUGUCCUGGGUUUUUGCCAUCGUGGUGUUCGGCUCCAUCGUGAACGAGGGUUACCUCAACAGCAACCAGGAGGGCGAGGAGUUCUGCAUCUACAACCGCAACCCCAGCGCCUGCAGCUACGGCGUGACGGUGGGCGUGCUGGCCUUCCUCACCUGCCUGCUCUACCUGGCGCUGGACGUCUACUUCCCGCAGAUCAGCAGCGUCAAGGACCGCAAGAAGGCUGUCCUGUCGGACAUCGGCGUCUCGGCCUUCUGGGCCUUCUUCUGGUUCGUGGGCUUCUGCUUCCUGGCCAACCAGUGGCAGGUCUCCAAGCCCGAGGACAACCCGCUCAACGAAGGCACCGACGCCGCCCGGGCUGCCAUCACCUUCUCCUUCUUCUCCAUCUUCACCUGGGCGGGCCAGGCCGUGCUGGCCUUCCAGCGGUACCAGAUCGGCGCCGACUCGGCCCUCUUCUCCCAGGACUACAUGGACCCGAGCCAGGACCCCAGCAUGCCUUACGCGCCCUACGUGGAGCCCAGCGCGGGGCCGGAGCCCGCCGGCAUGGGCGGCACCUACCAGCAGCCGGCCUUCGACGCCGAGCCGCAGGGCUACCAGUCCCAGGGCUACUGAGCGCCGGGCCGGCCCCCACCGC